AUGGUCCAGCCGCUCUUUCCCGCGUUCCCUCAAGACGAUGAUAAACCCGCGCAGCGUCUCAGCGAGCACCAAAUCGAGGCUGAAUCCUCACUUAAACCCGGCGAUAAAACCGAUGAGGCGCUAAGCGUUCAUCGCGGGGCAAUUCGUGUACCUUCUCCGAAUCCAUCGCUUAUAUCAAUAGACGAUGCGAAUGUUGUACGACUUGGUCGGAAUCCAGACUAUGCUCCUAUAUACCAUGAAGAAUAUGCUUUACGCUCAUCCGCCCCUCCGCGGACUCUCAAAGAGAAGAUCGACUCUUUUUGGACGACGAACAAGGGUUUAGCGUACGUCUUGCUCGCUCAGUUCUUCGGAAACUUGAUGAACGUUACCACGAGGAUAUUGGAGAUGGAAGGAAAUAGCGAUUCUUUGAUGUACCUGCCUCUGGCCGAUGCCACCGUCAUCACAUUCCUCUCCCCAUCGCUCGCUUGCUGGGCAUGCUCCUACUUCAUCAACGAACCGUUCACCAGGAUGGAGCAGAUAGCUGCGUACAUCUCGCUAUUCGGCGUCGUCUUGAUCGCAAGACCCGUCUCGUUAUUCUCGGCACUAUCGCAUUCCAGCGACCCGGUCCCUCCUGCCUCCGGGGGCUUGGACGCCAUUCCGUCAAACGUCACUGCGACUUCGCCGGAUCGUCUCGCUGCGGACUACGAUGAUGUGACACCCACACAACGAGCAGCAGCCGUAGGGGUAGCGAUGUUGGGUGUAAUAGGAUCAACAGGAGCAUAUACCACGAUUCGAUGGAUCGGCAAGCGCGCACAUCCACUCAUAUCCGUCACUUACUUCGCAACUUGGUGCACGAUUGUUAGUGUAGUGGCAAUGGCCGUCAUGCCAGGCGUCGGCUUUCUACUCCCCAAAGGUGUGAAAGAUUGGUCUUAUCUGCUCUUUCUGGGUAUCUGUGGAUUCGUCAUGCAAUUCCUUCUAGCCGCGGGUCUCCAAUACGAGAAAUCCUCCCGUGCAACGAAUAUGCUCUACAUGCAGAUGUUCUUCGCACUUGGGUUCGACAAAUUGAUCUGGGGCACUACGCCGAGUGCUUUGUCCAUUGUUGGGUCGUCGCUUAUCCUGGGUUCGGCUAUAUACGUCGCAAUGAACAAGGAGGAGCCGAAGAAGAACGUUGAACCAGUAGGUCGAGGAGACAGCGAGGAAGAAAGAGGGUUGAUGUCGCCAGUCUUUGAUACCGAACGAAGAGACGAUGAUGACGCCGAUAUCCAGAUGCGACCACUGAGAUGA
This is a messenger RNA of Alternaria viburni, 1263 nucleotides long. RefSeq lists its product as uncharacterized. The transcript is spliced from 3 exons. The coding region runs from base 1 to 1263 and encodes 420 amino acids. Lineage: Eukaryota; Fungi; Ascomycota; Dothideomycetes; Pleosporales; Pleosporaceae. The record is from RefSeq and is a predicted model, not a curated record. Gene Ontology annotation, cellular component: membrane.